AGUUGCUGUUGGACCGUCGCACGUAACGCACGCUGCAGCGGAACUACUGGGUUUUCGUUCGGAUCGGAAUUCGCAUCGAGUUUGGGCUUCGGUUUCGGCUGCUUCGGACUAAUCGGUCGGUUUGGUCCGCUUGAUCGGUUGGUGAACUGCAAACUCGGCGGCCUGCAUUCGGCACUUGUGAUUGAUGGACUGCAGUUGCUCCGCAAACUCUGACCUCUGAGCCCGGACAAUCUGUGACUUGAGCGCCCUGCUUUUUAUGAGGGUCGUCUCGCUGACCGAUUCCAAAAAACGACCAUAAACGGAGAAUAUAUCAAAUAAAAAGUCCAAUUUCGGUUUUUUUUGUUGCCGGGUUUUCGAUUUAGGAUUUCGCAUUUCGCAUUUCUCGAGCUUGUCGACGUCGUGUGCGCGGUCUUCAUAAAUUAUAAAAGAGCGCAUUUCGCGAACGACUUGCAAAUAAAUAAGCAUUUACGCUUUUAUUAUUGCCCGGCGUGUGUGUGUUCGUUGUUGGUGAGAGUGUGUGUGUUUUUGGAGCAGGAGCAGCAGCAGUUCUUCGGAAAAAGCUCCCAUGUGGCGCAAGCCGGGGGAAUAAAAUAAAACCGAACCGAGCGCUCCCCACUUAAAAUAUCAUCUUUGCAUACAAUCAACAUCUAGCCAUAAAAGUGUCUUCGUCCAAUGAGCAUUUCGGGAUCCGCUCUGAUUUGUGUGUGCUGAUAAGCCAGUGAUUGCCCCAAACCGCGCUCCUCGCAGCCCCCACAUAAAGAUAUCCAAAGCAGAAAAUGCUUAGCUGUCUCGGAGACACCGCGGCGUAUACUUAAUCUUGUCAACGGGCCAAAGCACGGCUAAGCAAACAUGAACUGCCUCUGUCGCCCAUCACGGAUUAUGUCCGUGCGCAUUAAUUUGCUGGAUGAAACCGAGUUCAUACACGAGAUCAAGGAUGAUUUGCCCGGCCAGGCUCUGCUGGAUGUCGUCUUCGCCAGGCUCAAUUUAAUCGAGACCUCAUACUUCGGCAUACGUUACAUAGACGAGGAGAAUCAGACGCAUUGGCUCGAUCCUGCGUCGCGUAUUUCUCGCCAACUCAAGCCCAAGUCGGAUCCUUAUGACUUGUAUUUCGGUGUGAAGUUCUAUGCCGCCGAUCCCUGCAAGCUGCUGGAGGAAAUAACUAGGUAUCAACUUUUCCUGCAAGUCAAACAGGAUGUUCUGCAGGGACGACUGCCUGUGGCCUUUGAGCUGGCCGCCGAGUUGGGAGCCUUUGUGGUGCAAUCCGAACUUGGUGACUAUGAUCAGCGGCGCCACUCGAAGGGCUAUGUGUCCGAGUUCCGGCUGCUUCCUAACCAGAGCAACGAGCUGGAAACCCGCGUCUCCGAACUCCACCAGCAGCUCAAGGGAAUGUCGCCCUCCAGUGCGGAGCUCAACUAUCUGGACAAAGUCAAAUGGCACGAUAUGUACGGCGUGGAUUUGCAUCCCGUUCUGGGCGAGGACAGCGUGGAGUACUUCCUGGGCCUGACUCCGAGCGGGAUUGUCGUGCUGCGCAACAAGACGACGGUGGCUCAUUACUAUUGGCCGCGCAUUGCCAAAGUUUAUUAUAAAGGACGCUAUUUUAUGCUCAGGAUAAGCGAUAAAAAUAACGAGCUGAGCACCUACGGAUUCGAGACGCCUCGCAAGUCGGCCUGCAAGCACCUAUGGCGCUGCUGCGUGGAACACCAUGCCUUCUUCAGGCAGGUGCGAGUGGCCCCUCUGCCCAGUUCGCAGUCGCAUGCCGCCGAUUUGUUCCAACUGGGAUCGCGCUUCAGGCACAGUCGCCCGGACAAGCAAACGGAGAAUAAUGCACUUUCCGCCGGACGAUCGCCGCCUGCCUUCACCCGUACUCCCUCGAAGCGCCAGCCGCGCCGCGUGAUUGAUGACUUUUUUAACAGCAACGGCAACGGCAAUGGAAAUGGCAAUGGCCAUGGCCAUGGCCAUGGAGCAAGUGGCGCGGGAACAUUAGGAGGCGGCAGCCACAUGGGCAACAGGCCGUUGCCCCAGCCCGGAAUGGGCACCAUCUCCAACAACUACGACAGCCCCUAUCGCUCCACCUACAGCAUACCCACCAGCUUGGGCAUCAGACCUUGCCAUCAGCAGCAGAACAACAACUCCAGCAGCUACAACAACAACAGCGGGGGCAACCUGCAAACGCCCGACUCGCCGAGGAGCACCCGGAGUGCUCCCUGGCCCCGCUCCCAGCAGAGAUCCCUCUUCGGGCACAAUCCGUCGAGUCCGCGAUCCGUGAGAUCCGCGAGUACGGCAGGCGGUGGACUGCACCACCAUCACAGCCACCACAGCCACGGUCACGGUACCAGCCACCAUCCGCACCACCAAUCCUCGUCAGCGGCAGCCACCUCCUCGACCUCGCACCACCACCGUCAGCAGCGGGCCAGCUCCUCAUCCGCCUCCCAUCAGCAGCAGAGAUACCGCUCCAGUUCCGUGGAGAGCCACUCCUCCAACGACUCGCGGUCCACGCGCAAGCAUAAGCACCGUCAUCGCCGCACCUCAGAUAAUGAAAGCGAGCUUUCCCGAGGAUCAGGUCGGUCCGGAAGAUCAGGACGUUCGCAUCAUCGCAAGCACCGCCGUUCGCACCGGCAUCGAAGGGACUCAGCCGGAGGAUCCGAUCACGACAGCACACGAGGACGCAGCUACUCCGGUCAUCGCAGCUCCUCGAUGAGAAGUGGAAGUGCCGAGCUUAUAGACUCCACAUCGCAGUGGAGGGAAGUGCAACGACGCCAGGCGGAGGCCAGUUUGGGCCAGAGUUCCGUGCAACAGGCAGCGGUUUCCAAGAGCAGCAUGGUGGCCAGGAGUCUCCACAGCAACGACAGCCACUCGGACACCCAUUCGCACCACAAAUCCAGAAGGCACCGCAAAAACAAAUCCCCAUCGGAAUCACGAAGCCGCAUGUGGAACAGUGAGCUGGCGAAGCACCUACAAUUCGAUCUGGUGGACACGGAGGGCAUGUCGGAGCAGCAGUUACGGGAGAUUCCCUACACGGUGGUGGAGACCACUUCGAAGAGGUCCAACUCUAACUUGAAGAUCCACAAGAGCAACAGCAAGAGUAGUGUGGGAGCCAAGAGUACGGGCUCUGGCAACACCAUUACCAAUGGCAGUGGAUCUGGAAAUGCGGGUCAGGCCAGGAAUCGCGUCGAUCGCAUCAGGGGACUUUACUAUCAAAGCACGCAUCCACACGAGGCCAACGGAGGUCCUGGAGCUGGAGGCCAUGCGCCAAAGAAUGGAUCCAUCCGCUCGGCCAGCACUAUAUCUUCAAGGGAGUGUGAACGGAAUAAUGGUCUAGUUAGAAUGAUGUCCAGCAUGAGCAUGGGUGACUUUAUCUCGCCCACUGGCUCCAAUCUGAGUCCUUUGGAGAACUCGGCUCUGCGGGUGUCCCACGAGCACACUGACUCUGGACUGGGAGCCGAUCAGGAUUAUGCAUACUCAUCGGAAAGAUCCAGCGACAGCACUCGCUAUGGCACCAACAAAUCCUCUGGCGCCUCAAGCGGAUCGCACCGGAAGUCGGGGGGCAGUGCCGGGGGGAACUACAACAACCUGAUGCAGCAGACCGUGAGUAACCAGCAACAGCAGCAGCGCUCGCUGUUCGCGCAGCAGCAGCGCCAGCAGAAGAGCACCUACAAAUACGCCACCUCCUCGCCAUCGUCCACUAACCCAGGGAGCUCCUCGGGACUGGCGCCCGUCCACAACGCGGGCUCGAGUUCCAAUCCCAGCUCCAGCCAAAACCCCAACAGCGCUACUAACUCAAAUCAACAGUCGCCGGCUAAUCGCCUGCUCCACUACACGACCUUUGAGAACAACCAGUACAAGUUCAGUCUGAACAAUGCGCUGGCCAAGAGCUCCAAGGGCGUGGUGAGCGGAGGAGGCAGCAUUAGCAAUCUGGCCGGCAACAUGGUAACAUCUGGUGGUGUCGGUGGUCCAGGUUCUCAAGGUGGUGGUGGUGCUUUCAGCCGGCAGCGCAGCUUCGUGGAGUGGCCCAGCAAUCCGGCGUCGCCCUACUAUUACCAAGGUCCGUCCACGCACGUGGCGCAGGUGAAGCGCCGGGAUGCCAAGUCGGAUAUUGGGGUGCCCACCCGGCGGCUCUCCGGACAGAGUCUGACCAAAACGCAACUCCUGACGGGCGGCGGGAACUCACAGUUAGCGAACGCAGGCUGUUAUCCGUUGCACUAUGCGAGCAGCAAUGUUUCGGGCGCGGGCUACAAUCGUCCCUCAGGUCAAAGAUCAGGUGGCAACGGCUCCUCCUCCGGAGGUUUUGGCCUUCAGCCAGCCAAAUCGGACCUCUUCUUGUCCUACAUCCACGGCGGGGAGUACGAAAGACCCUACAUUUACAACUACAAGAUGCCGCAGAUGCCGGGUGGAGCCGGGGCAGGAGCUGGAGCAGGAGCAGGAACGGGAGCAGUGGGUUCCCCAAAACAACAGACCACCGCUUACCACAUUUCUGGGUCGCAGACCGCAGAUCCGCCGCCACCCCCUCCUCCUCUGUACGGCGGCACGGCGCCCGCCAACGACGUCAUGUACUAUCAGUUCGACAAAGGAGCCGCCGUCGCUGCCGGACCUCCUUCCACGUCGUCCUCGUCGCCGCCCAUUGUCCAGCAGCCACGGCAAACGGGCGGUCCAUUAGUGUAUCUGCAACAUGGCCAGAAUCCAUCUGUGCCCGAGGUGCAGCAGUCAACUACGCACUCCUCGCACUCCUGCAGCGAGGAGGACGAGGCCAUGAUUGUCCUGGAGGCCCUGCAGAUGGACGCGCAGACCACCAACGACGAGACCGAAGACACCGAAGACGAUGAGGCCGCCGAGGCCGAGGACAUUUUUGAUGCGGAUGCUCCUUUGAUGUCCCCCACGGGCAGCCACAAUAGCUCGAAUAACAAUAACAACAGCAGCGGCAGCGGCAGCAACAACUGCAUCGCCAACAACAACAGCUGCGGCGGCGGCGGCAUUCGUCAAUCCAAUCCAUCGAGCAAUAUUAAUUUCGAUAAUUGCAAUGCGAAUGUCUACUGUGGUCAGCAGGCAAAGCAACUAGGGCCAAUUACCAGCGGCAACCAAACGUUAAAUUGUCCCACAUUGAACGCAAAUGCAAAUGCAAAUGCGAAUGCGAACCCGAAUCCGAAUCUGAAUCUGAACCCGAAUCCGAGUAGCCACACCACCAAUAGUCACUCCAGUAGCCAAGCGAAUGCGAAUGCGAGUCCCCCACCCAACACCACCAACAAUAUCACAGCAGCAACUUUAGUUGCAGGUGCAGCAGCAGCAGCAACUGGCACGGCAGCAACAUCAGCUGCCACCAACCUGCAACAAAAUCAAAACAUUUCCUCCAGCUUAGAGAUAAUCCUUUCGCCAAUUAUCCAAAGUAGUCGACGCUAACAAGAAGUAAUACCGAUACCGACCUCUGACCUGCAUGCUAAAACCGAGGAACAACAGAAGUGACUUUUCCUUUAGAUGGAAAUGUAUGCAAUUUUUUUGCUACCCAGGUGGUUCAGCGUUGAGUUAUUGUGUCUAUCUGCUAUUGUUACGGAUUGCAUUGAAGUUCUAGCUUUGAGAUGUUGGCAAAAACAUAAUGAGUUGAAAGCCCUUUGUUCUGUUACCCCGAUUCGUCCUCCCCUGCCAAGCAUUAAACUUUAUUGAACAGCGCGGGAAAUUUAAAAGAACUCAACCCCAAAAACCAGAUACACGACAGCUCCUUUAAGUGUGCGAAAACAAAACGAAACGAAAACAUUAUAAAUUAUGUAUUAAUGUGCCCGUUAGGCUUACGCAACGCGGAAAUGUCGGGACCUCCCAGCUGCCAAUUUUCAAUUGCCUUUGGGCCAAGAUAACAAUCGACUUGGGGGCCAGGACAAUGGCAAAGACUCUCAGGCAAACAUUCAUUUUCAUUUCAAUUUCGCUUGCCAGCUCCUUGCUUUCGUUCUGGAUUUACAUUUGAUUUGACUGCCUUUCCCCAUUUCCCCCAUUUUUGUGCCUCGACAUUUUUCCGCCUGGCGGGGCAGCACAGAAACGCACAAAUAUUUAUGUAAGCUAGGAAAUUCGACAGCCUCUUUACAAAUGAAUAGGUUAAUGUCAUCGGGGUGGAAUCUGCUCUUUUGUUUACGAGCCCAACUUGGGGCAAAUUGACUUUAAACAUGUCAAUUUAAAUUUUGGGACCCCCACCCAGCCAGCCAGCCAGCCAGCCAACCCAGCAGCCCUCAUUAACGGCCACCCGGAAAAGUAUGCUCUGGCAAACGUAGAAAUAUUACUCAUACGCCGCAUUGCACGCAGCCAUUGAAGCAACAAAACGACAAUUUCACAACAAAUUAACCAGCCAGCCAACCAAACAGCCAGCACUCGCAUAUCCGAGUGGAUGUGAAAGCCCGGGACAUUCAUUUCGAGCUGGGAAUUGCAAGUAAAUGACCUUCAAACUCGAUAAGCGAAAACAAAACAGGCGAAAGUGCUAAAAAUAUACAUAAUUUUCAGCACACGAAGACAAAGGUCCCUCGCACAUGCACACAUGAAAAUAUGAUAGGACACAAAACACACCCACAGUCACACAUUAAAGUAUAUGUUGUGUUGCCGGGUGGGUAAAUGAUAUUUCUGCCGGCUCGAUGGCCCGAUGCCAAUGUUUCUGUGACUCCGACCCGCACAUAAAUACAAAUUUCAACAAAACAACAGGCCACAAAACAAAAAUAAACCCACAAAAAAAUAAGCGAUGAAAGCAAAAAGGCGCAGUGUUGGCAACAACAGGAGCAGCCAGUAAAAAGAACCAAAAAAAAACAACCAGGCUAGGCAAACAUUUCAUAUCGUAGAAAUACUUUGGAGCCAAAUAAACAACAUUUUGUAGAAGCACAAAAAAGGCAUAACAAACAGUUGAAAGGGAAAAUGGUUGGCCCGAGGGGCUUAGAUGACCUCGGGUUACUCUCUAUUUGAUUAAGAUAAAUAUUUGAGGUCAGCCAAUAUUUGGAAAGUAUUUCGCUGGAAGUGGUUAGAAAUCAAAUGUGAAUGGACCUAAUAUAAUAAAUAGGAAAUACCAUGGUUUACAAUUGUUAAUCAAUUUCAACAGUUUUGGAAGCUUUAAACAAUAUCCGAUGGAUGCUUUAUAAAAAUGACCUUGCAACACUUCACAACUUAAAUGCAGUUCCCUUUGCAACACACAGCCCCAACUUGGAAAGGGUAUUUCCACAAAGGGUCUGCGUGUUCGACCUUGGUACAACGACUGUUCUUGUUUUAGAUUAGAGCCCCCGGUCUCCCAACCCCUUGGCCCGUCGAAUUCGGCCAUUUGGAGCCCAUCGCGACUUGUAGCUAGGCCACACGCCACCAGCAACAAAGGGACUCGGGGAAACUUUACGCACUUUUGUCACAGAAAGAAAAUAGAAAACGAAAACGAGAGCGGUGGCGCAGGGAAAGUGCUGAAAAUGUGGAAAGUGCCCGAGUGGCAAUCGUAAAUUUGACGCACAUUUUUGCCCGAGGGCGGAGAGAUAAGCUUAUGAAUGGCUAUAUAAAAACUCACCCCAUUUCCACACAUAAUGUGGAGUGACUUUUUUCCAGGAUUUCUUUUUGGUUUAUGAUUAAAUUAAGUAAUUAUUUGUGGAGCGGCGCCAACUGAAAUGAUAAAAAGUAUUCAAUUUGUGGCAGUUGCUGCGAUAAAACUGAAUUUACUGCGGCCAUAAACUGCGUGGCGGCACUUGAACUAUAUUUUGGUAAAUUUAUUUCGAAUUGAAGAGCACCAUAACGCAUACGCACCGUAGUCGCUGAACAAACUAACAAGC
Drosophila sechellia is the source of this 7763-nucleotide messenger RNA. Its product is annotated as band 4.1-like protein 4. The record is from RefSeq and is a predicted model, not a curated record. The transcript has 17 exons. Gene Ontology annotation, cellular component: cytoskeleton. Gene Ontology annotation, biological process: actomyosin structure organization. NCBI's taxonomy places the organism in Eukaryota, Metazoa, Arthropoda, Insecta, Diptera, Drosophilidae. Bases 850 to 5391 code for a protein of 1513 amino acids.